AUGAGCGAUACCGAAGCACAGACGAUGCGCCUCGGACUGACCUCGAUACGAUCUGCGGUGAAGCGAAAGUUCGCAGCAGCUCAGACUUCGGGCGACCUUAUCUUCUCCGAGACCGAGGUCACCCUUCUCAGGACGAAGCACGGCCUGACCAUAAUCCGCGGCCAGGCACCCGAGAAUCCGAUCUACUUACAAUUCCAGCUCCGGUACUGUCCGGCUCUGGGGAAGAAGCCCACUGAUGACAAAGGAGCGACACCCGCUAAGAAGACCAAGUUCGACCCCUUUGAGGACCCGUCAGUCGAGCUCCUUGUAGCUAGAAUACCAGCAGCGAAUCACAAGUACAACCUAGUCCUCAACAAGUACCCAGUGAUACCGAAUCACUUCAUCCUCGCCACGAAAGUGAAUCUCCCACAAACAGAUCUCCUUGACCCCGAAGACCUUGCUACCGCGUACGCGUGCCUCAGAGCAUGGCGGGACGAUCAUUCCUCGGACCCAACCGAGGACAACGACCUCUUUGCUUUCUUCAAUUCCGGACCAGAUAGCGGCGCAAGCCAACCUCACCGGCACAUCCAAUUCCUACCAGUUGGGAACAUGAAGCAUGGUCUCACUCCCGAGGACGCGCUGCCGUGGCAGCCACUGAUGAAGGAUCUUCGAGUGCCACACCCGCUUGCUUCGCGGCUUCCUCAGGCGCUCAAAUACGAUCCGAGACUACCAUUCCUGAUGCUCAAUACGCCACUGAGCGACGGCUUGGCUAGCCCUUCCAAGCUGUACGAACGGUAUCUGUUCCUUCUUCGCGCGGCGAGAGUUCUGUCACAGACUCCAUCGAUAGCAUCAUCGGACGAGCCAAUCGACCUCAGCUCCAUAGACAUAACUAACCCUCCAGAAUCGAAACAUGUCAGCUUCUCCUACAACUUGGCAUUGACGCUGAAGCACAUGGCAAUAUGCCCGCGGAGGUCGGAGACUACGGACAUACCUGGUCUCGAGGCUGGGAAACAUCAAGUAGCGCUCAAUGGGACAGUGCUGGGCGGGACAAUGAUGGUCAAGCACGCCGAGGAGUGGGAGACACUGAAGAACAUGAAUGGUACGGAGGAGCUAGAGGAGAUGCUUUCGAAGAUUGGGUUCCCUCCGACUAGUACAUCUGACGAUGAACGCAGUGGGAAGUUAUGA
Molecule: messenger RNA, 1164 nt
Organism: Cyphellophora attinorum
Lineage: Eukaryota; Fungi; Ascomycota; Eurotiomycetes; Chaetothyriales; Cyphellophoraceae
Product: 5',5'''-P-1,P-4-tetraphosphate phosphorylase 2
Exons: 1
Coding region: 1-1164 (387 amino acids)
Biological process (GO): nucleotide metabolic process
Molecular function (GO): ATP:ADP adenylyltransferase activity; ATP binding
Source: RefSeq, a predicted model, not a curated record